CUCACACGUAUAUAUAGCCUUCUCCUGUCCUAAGCUUGUUCUAAACAGACCAAACACUUAAGAACUGAGAGAGAGAGAGAGAGAGAGAGAGAGAGAUGGAUGGAGGAGAAGAUCUGGAGCAUACGCCAACAUGGGCUGUCUCAAUCUUUUGUUUGUUCUUCUUUCUCUUAUCUUACACGAUUGAUACAGGUCUUCAUCAUCUAGCCAAGUUUCUCAGGAAAAGGAAAAGAAAAUCCCUCGAUAAGGCUUUGGUGAAGAUCAAAACAGAAAUGAUGAAUUUCGGUUUCAUAUCGCUGCUUCUUGCAAUAUUGGAAGUACCCAUCUCAAAAAUCUGCGUCACUGAAGCCGCGGCCAAUUCUUUUCUUCCAUGCAAAGAUGCUGUAGACUCGGUACACCCAACUUUCUCCUCAGCCAAACAAGUUCCAGGAUCAAAUUCCAGCGAAACACUUUCGAAUCAAAUCACGGAUGAUAAUUACUGUCAAGCAAAGGGAAUGGUUUCUCUGGUGUCAAGGGAAGCAAUCUUGCAACUAAAUAUCUUUAUCUCAGUCUUGGCAGUGUUUCACGUUCUGUACUGCAUAUUGACGAUGUGUCUUGGGGUAGCUAAGAUGAGGAAAUGGGAAGCAUGGGAGGAAGAGACUCAAACCAUUCAAUAUCAGAUAGCUAAUGAUCCAAAGAGGUUCCAGCUUUCCCGUCAAACAUCUUUUGGGAGACGUCAUCUAAAGCUUUGGAGUGAUCACCCUCUCCUACUUUGGCCAGUUUGUUUUGCUCGGCAAUUCAGUAGUUCAGUCUCAAAAGCCGAUUACUUCACUCUUCGCAACGGUUUCAUAAUGGCGAAUGUGGCUGAAGGCAGCAAUUUCAACUUCAAGAAAUUUCUUUCUAGGACAUUCGAUGAUGAUUUUGAGCAGGUUGUUGGAAUCAGGUUCUGGAUCUGGAUCUUUUCCAUACUAUUCAUAUUUUUCAGCGCACAUGAGUUUUACAACCACUAUUGGCUACCUUUUGUUCCCCUAGUGAUUGUUCUAGUCGUGGGGACAAAGCUAGAAGUCACAAUAACCAAAAUGUGUGUGGAAAGUUGCAAGGAGAACCCAGUGACUCAAGGAACCUUUCUUGUAAACCCUAGUGAUAGUUAUUUCUGGUUUGGUAGACCUGAUUGGCUUCUCCAUCUACUCCAGCUUAUCCUAAUCCAGAACUCGUUUCAGCUAGCAUUUUUCACAUGGACAUGGUAUGAGUAUGGCCUAAGGUCUUGCUUCAAUGAAAACAUGGAGGACUUCACCAUAAGGAUUACCAUGGGUGUGGCUGUGCAGCUCCUUUGCGGCUAUGUGACCCUGCCUCUUUAUGCACUUGUUACCCAGAUGGGUUCCAGCAUGAAGAGAGCAGUGUAUACCGAGUGUGUGGUUAGAGGCCUGGAAAAUUGGCAAAAAAAUGCUAGACACAGGCUUUCCACAAAUAGAUCCAAUUCAAGUCGACACUCAUCAAAUUCCUCACAGUUUAACGCUACUGAGACUUCAAUAUCAAACACACAAAGCAAACAUCGCCCAGAACACAACGACCUUCCUCCAUUAGCAGUAAUUAGCCCUUCUUCCUAUUCCCCUGGAAACACAGAAGAGGAAGUGCAGCACGGCCAAACUCCUAAUCCAGCUAUAACAAGCCUUUCAACUCAAGAAAUCAUGAAAGAGGAAGCAAAUUGCACCAUCAUCACCACGGGAACUUAUGAUGGUGAGAUCUCUUUUGGAAGCAGCUGGAAAGCACGAGAAAGCAGUAGGGGCAUUGGUGAAAUCACUUCAAUCACCGAAGAAGAUGCCUCCGACACAUUAACAGUCUUCAAUCACUAGGAUAUUGAUAAUGACUUGUAAGAGCAUCGGUAUUGGAUUAGUCAUCCCAAUCUUCAAAAUUUGACUAAUAUGAAACCUUUUUACUUUUAGCUAAUCACUCAAAACUUGAAGUCUACAUUGGAUUAGUCAUCACACUCUCUAUAAUAAUAAAAUA
Molecule: messenger RNA, 1983 nt
Organism: Juglans microcarpa x Juglans regia
Lineage: Eukaryota; Viridiplantae; Streptophyta; Magnoliopsida; Fagales; Juglandaceae
Product: MLO-like protein 12
Exons: 14
Coding region: 96-1829 (577 amino acids)
Biological process (GO): defense response
Cellular component (GO): membrane
Source: RefSeq, a predicted model, not a curated record